Messenger RNA from Quercus robur (English oak), 741 nucleotides. RefSeq lists its product as uncharacterized. The coding region runs from base 1 to 741 and encodes 246 amino acids. The transcript has a single exon. The record is from RefSeq and is a predicted model, not a curated record. NCBI's taxonomy places the organism in Eukaryota, Viridiplantae, Streptophyta, Magnoliopsida, Fagales, Fagaceae.
AUGUUCCCGCCUAGCUCCGAGCCUUCCUUCGAAGAGACAGAUGGUGCUAGUUAUAGACGGAGAUCCAGAACUCCGCCUAGCGAGACUUUUUCCUAUGAAGAGGAGCACUGUCAUCAACAUAGGUACAAAAGUCCACCUCAUAGAGGCUUGGGGAACAACGCCAUGAACAAAGCGUUAAGCCAAGUUUUCAAAUCACCCUUCAUAAGGAACAUAGAGAAUGCGAGUCUUCCUCGACGAUUUCAUCAGCCUACAUUCACCCUAUAUAAUGGUCGGACAGACCUGGUAGAACACAUUAGCCAUUUCAGCCAAAGGAUGGCUUUCUACUCCAAAGAUGAGGCUUUGAUGUGUAAGGUCUUUCCAUCAAGCUUGGGCCCGGUGGCGAUGAGAUGGUUCAACGGUUUAAGGGCUAAUUCUAUCGAUUCCUUCAAGAAACUUACCCAGGCUUUUGGCACUCGCUUUAUUACCUGCAGCAGGGUCCCUCGGCCUUUGGGGUCCUUGUUGUCUAUGUCCCUACGAGAGGGCGAGACUGUUAAAACUUAUUCGGAUAGAUACUGGGAAAUGUUUAACGAGAUAGAGGGAGAGCACGAUGAUGUGGCUAUAAGCACUUUCAAGGCCGGUCUUCCAGCCGAGCAUGAUUUGAGGAAAUCUCUAACUGGUAAACCUGUUACUAGUGUACACCAAUUGAUUGAUCGGAUCAACAAGUACAGAAGAGUAGAAAAGGACCAACUGCAGGGAAAAUGA